GGGCCGCCUCCAUCUGUGCGUCAGCUCCCACCUUGGGGGCUGCACCCAGGGACGGCUCCCCCCGCGGCCCCUGCCCACCGCUGGGGACAUCCCCUGCAGGCAGGGACACCGCAGCCCCCGCAGCCGAUGGGGCUGUGGCCUGGGGCCGUGUUCCACGCGCAGCCCCCGCAGCCCGCAGGCGGCUGCCCGCUGCAGGACCCCCAUCGCCGCGUCCUUCCGCCGGCACCUCCAGCGCAGCAGCAGGGGCUCCCCGCGCCCUGCACCCUGCCCGCCAGCUGGCAGCAGGCGCCGGGGCCCUUUGCAGAUGCCGUGGUGCUCACGGAGGGCCAGGGGCACCCGGCGCCCACCCACGCGUGCCCCCAACCCACCGCGGCUCCGCUCGGCUGCAGCGGCGCGGCGCUGGACUCAGGUGCGGCGACAGCGAGCGCAGACGUGGCGGAGGACGUUGCUGAUCUGCUCCCGUGGAUCAGCGAACUGACAUCCAACGCAGGCAUCCCGGUCGACACCUCGGAGAUCGACGAUGUGCUGGCGUGGCUCAGCAACGAAGGGACCCCCAGCUCAGCCGUUCCAGGGGACAAGGAGGACAUCGACAGUCUGCUCACCUGGAUCGCUGAAGCGUCGAGUUGCCCGGAGGUCCCCCAGCCGCCACUGCCAGCCGUCCCCAGCAGCCUCAGCACCUCUCCUGCCAUCGGAGCGGCCCCCGACCUUCUCACGAGCGGCAGGCAGCUCAGCAGAGAGGCGCAGGCUGUCGCCGGGCCCCUCGGGGAGCCGUGCUCAGGGCAGCCGGCAUCCUCUGAGUCUCGGCUCCGCGAGCACCUGAUGGAGGAGGCGCGGCAGAGGCAGCCCCGGGUGCUUCUCGCCCGCCUGGCGCUGCCGCCCGGCUGCACCUCCUGCCGCGUGCCGGACAGCCGCCGCCAGGGUGGCACCGAGCCGGCCGAGUGCCCGGCGCCCGCCCGCAGCGCCAGGAAAGGCAGGAGCAGAGGGCGCGAGCAGCGCAAGGACGGCGUCCCGGCCGGGAAGAGGAAGCCGCCCCCGGGCCAGGACGCUCCGCGGCAGAAACGGCGGCGCUAG
This is a messenger RNA of Tympanuchus pallidicinctus (lesser prairie-chicken), 1071 nucleotides long. RefSeq lists its product as uncharacterized. The record is from RefSeq and is a predicted model, not a curated record. The coding region runs from base 127 to 1071 and encodes 314 amino acids. NCBI's taxonomy places the organism in Eukaryota, Metazoa, Chordata, Aves, Galliformes, Phasianidae. The transcript is spliced from 5 exons.